UCCCUUUGUAAGAUUUGCCGCGGGGAGUGAAGUGUGAAGUUUCGCUCGCUGGAUGAAUCCCUCUAUCCAUUUCAAAACACAAGCCCCCGCCUUUUGAGAGAGAAACCCCAUUUUCAUAUAGAUCCGCCCUAACUCACUCCAUAGACUAUUAACUUUCCAGAAACCAAGCAAAAAUGCCGCGAGAGAUAAUCACUUUGCAAGUUGGACAAUGCGGGAACCAGAUCGGAAUGGAAUUCUGGAAGCAGCUAUGCCUCGAACACGGCAUCAGCAAAGACGGUAUUCUUGAAGAUUUCGCCACCCAGGGGGGUGACAGGAAAGAUGUUUUCUUCUACCAAGCAGAUGAUCAGCACUACGUACCACGAGCUUUAUUGAUUGAUUUGGAGCCUAGGGUCAUUAAUGGGAUUCAGAAUGGUGAUUAUAAGAAUCUCUACAAUCAUGAGAAUAUUUUUCUUUCAGAUCAUGGAGGAGGUGCUGGGAACAACUGGGCCAGUGGCUAUGACCAGGGAAAAGGUGUUGAGGAGGAUAUCAUGGACAUGAUUGACAGAGAAGCUGAUGGAAGUGAUAGUCUUGAGGGCUUUGUUUUAUGCCAUUCAAUUGCUGGAGGGACUGGUUCUGGUAUGGGUUCUUACUUGUUGGAGACUCUGAAUGAUCGAUACAGCAAAAAGCUUAUACAAACAUACAGUGUAUUCCCUAAUCAGAUGGAGACUAGUGAUGUGGUGGUCCAGCCUUACAACUCACUACUAACGCUUAAACGUCUCACUUUAAAUGCUGACUGUGUUGUUGUCCUUGACAACACUGCACUCAACAGAAUUGCUGUGGAGCGCCUUCAUCUUUCAAAUCCUACAUUUGCUCAAACCAAUUCAUUGGUUUCAACUGUAAUGUCUGCUAGCACAACCACCCUGCGCUAUCCUGGUUACAUGAAUAACGACUUGGUUGGCCUUCUUGCCUCCUUAGUUCCCACACCAAGAUGUCAUUUUCUAAUGACAGGUUAUACGCCACUUACAGUGGAGAGACAGGCUAAUAUGAUUCGUAAAACUACUGUCUUGGAUGUUAUGAGGAGACUUCUCCAGACAAAGAACAUAAUGGUAUCUUCGUAUGCUCGAACAAAAGAGGCAAGCCAGGCAAAAUACAUAUCAAUUUUGAAUAUUAUUCAAGGGGAAGUAGAUCCUACUCAGGUCCAUGAAAGUUUACAGAGAAUACGUGAAAGAAAACUUGUCAAUUUUAUUGAAUGGGGCCCAGCAAGUAUUCAGGUCGCACUGUCCAGGAAAUCUCCUUAUGUUCAAACAUCUCAUAGGGUGAGUGGUCUGAUGUUGGCAAGUCAUACUAGCAUUCGGCACCUCUUCAGCAAGUGCCUGAGUCAAUAUGAGAAGUUGAGGAAAAGGCAAGCCUUUAUUGACAGUUAUAGGAACUUCCCAAUGUUUGAGGACAAUGAUCUGUCCGAGUUUGAUGAAUCAAGAGACGUACUAAUGAGCCUGGUUGACGAGUAUAAAGCAUGCGAAUCUCCGGAUUAUAUAAAAUGGGGAGUGGAAGAUCCAGGACAUACACUUACUGGAGAAGGCAGUGAUAGUGGAACAAUUAAUCCAAACUAGGCCUUGUAAAUUUAAACCACCACCACCCCCUAAGUAUGUCUUUUGGAGAUUUUGUGCAUAUAUGUUUGGGCUUUGAUUGUCACCUUGUACUAGUGGAAUUUAAAGAUGUUUUUGUUUUGUUUUGUUUGUUUGUUUGUUUGUUUUACAAAUUAUUGUAUGGACUUUGAAGAGUUGUUUUGA
This is a messenger RNA of Impatiens glandulifera, 1769 nucleotides long. RefSeq names its product tubulin gamma-2 chain. NCBI's taxonomy places the organism in Eukaryota, Viridiplantae, Streptophyta, Magnoliopsida, Ericales, Balsaminaceae. Gene Ontology annotation, biological process: mitotic cell cycle; cytoplasmic microtubule organization; meiotic spindle organization. Gene Ontology annotation, cellular component: spindle; centrosome; nucleus. Bases 174 to 1589 code for a protein of 471 amino acids. Gene Ontology annotation, molecular function: GTP binding; structural constituent of cytoskeleton. The record is from RefSeq and is a predicted model, not a curated record. The transcript has 11 exons.